CAGAAGAAGUCAUUGGUCAAGAUGAAUGGAGUGAGUGGAAGCCAGUGUCGCUUGAGGCAGCUCGAACACACAACAAAGAUGGCAGACACAGGCACGCCCCAGCGACCUGCCCGGGGUGGCAAACAUCCGCCUAAAGAAUCGAGUGGGCUGUUGAUGUCAGUGAUCCGGACGCUGUCAGCCAGCGAGAGCAAUGAACAGCGUGACCGUGAGAAGGCAAGGCUGGAAAGAGUUCAUAGUGUCGACCGGGGUAAUUUGGACCAGGUUUUGACAAACUUUGAUACUAUCUUUGGGGACGUAUCUGGACGUCUUACAGAGUCCCGCAAGCGGAUCCGCACCAUUAAGGAUAACCUGGCAGCAUGCAAACAUCUCCUCCACUGCAAGCGGGAUGAGUUGAAGGAGCGCUGGCUGGAGGGAGUAGAACACAAACAUGUUAUGCUUUUACUGGAACAGAUAGAUGAGGUUCAGGAUGUGGGUGAGCGUGUUGGGGCUUAUGUGGGAAGGAAGCAUUACCUCCAUGCCACACAGCUGCUGGUCACUUCCCUCACACGCCUGCGCACAGACCUAAAGAAGGUGGAGGCCCUUAAGGAUGUCAACACUGACCUACAUUCCAGGAAGGAGAGACUACACGAGGCACUAAUAGAGGAGGUUCAUGAGCACCUAUACCGGCGGUGGACACGGGAGGUGCUUUCACUGCGCCGGCAGGGAUCUGGUCGAGAUCCUGCCACAGCUCUGGCCCGGGCUGGUUCUGAUCGUGCCAGCACAACCACCAAAGCUGACAAGGCUCGGAAAAAUCUCCUGGAGAUGAUGACCUCACCUGGAAAAGUUAGGGGCCUUGGGGAUGGAGAAGUGUUGCAGGAGGACGUAAGUGGGAGUGGCAACCCGGAGGAUGACUCUCAGCACUUCAUGGCGAUAGUGGUGGAGUGCCUUGCCUUGCUUGGGAAGCUACCUGAUGCUGUGGAGACCAUCAACCGAAGAAUGCAGAAGGAACUUGCCCUCAUCAUCCAAAGAACCACACAGCAGAUAGUGGAACACCACCCUCCUGCUCCUCCAGAGGAUGAACCUCCCCCUGCCUCUGCUCCAACUAUGCUCCGUGCUGAUGCCCGGGAGGCAAGGCUGCUGCAGGAGCUGCUACAGGUGGUGUUUGAACAGCUGCGACUGGUAGUGGCUGCUCACAGAUCAGUGCUUGCCAGCCUCCGCUGCUCUGCUGACAAGCAUGGCCUUGAGGUGCAGCUUUACACCAUGCCAGAUGUGUGGUCCAAGGUUCAGGCUGCACUGCAAGUGAUGCUAAGUGAAUAUUUAGAUUUGAGUCAGCUGGGAACAGGACAGCAGCAAGCACCAGCAGCCUUCACUGAAGCUGCCUCUGAUCUCUCUUCCUUCUUCUCAAAGAAGAGGACUCCAAGGUCUAAACCUUAUGGCCUAUUUAAGUUUGAAGCAUCCUACCAUGCUAUGACCAUGAAUUCUUACCUCAUGGAGCAGCUGGAACAGACCGGCGGUGACACUGUUACUUUUGACAUAUCUGUUACUGAUGGCAAUGCAUCCAGCACAGCAGGUAGAGGCAGCAAGGUGGGGAAGCGUGUCCUAGUGUGUUCGCCUUCUCCACACAAUAUCACUGCAAUCUUUAAUCCUCUGCAGCUAUUCAUCAAGGAGAUAGAGGAAGCACUUGGCUGCUCUCCUGGGACACACUGCACGCUGUAUGUCUUCAUCACAGAUUACAUCAAGGAUGCCUUUUUUGCCCAGCUUCACAUGGAGACAGAAAGCCGUCUUGAACAAGCAACCAAGGCUCUAGACCUGUGGAAGACCGUUAAGGACCCAGCCACACUGCGUUCCCUGAAAGUGUCUCGUCCUCUUCUGGAGAGCAGCCUGAGUGUGUGGCAGAUCAUAGAAGAGCUGCGAUGGCUGCUUGGUGCACUUCCGCUUUAUGCCGACCAUUUUGUCACCAGGAUGUGCAACACUCUUAUGAGCUACAGAGAGACUUGUCAGGCUGCCUACCGGGGCAUUACCCAGCCAGACUCAGAGGACAAGAGGAUCAUCUCUGCAACUUGGGCCAAGGAUGAGGAUAUCAGUCGUUUCCUUAGAGAUCUCCCUAACUGGCGGGCACUUCAGGCUGGCGUCACUUCAGAUUCCUGCCUGGAAGAUGAAAAUCCAGAGGAGGUUGGUGAGCGCAACCGCAAAGAAGCAGAGAUAUUGACAGGCAAUCUCGGGGAUCAGCUGAUUCCACAACAUGAGAUACUGGCUGACUCAGGCCAACUGCGUACUUUAGCCCACUUGCAGGAGAGCUUGGAAUGGUUUGGGGGAUGUAUAGUCAAAUUUGCAGCAUCUCUGCCAGUGAAGUCAUCUUCCUCCAGUAUCUUGGUGUCUGGUGAGGUGCCUCCUGUGUCUGAUGCCUCUGUGCAAACCCUCACCUCUCUAGCCAAGGACUUUGAAGAGCUGGCUCACACUUGUCUCCUUGUGUUGCAUUUAGAGGUGCGACUCCAUUGCUUCUUCUAUCUGCUGCCAGUGGCUCGGGGAGGUGUAUUUGCCUCUGGGCUAGAUUCUCAGGAACCAGAUACAGAGGUACUCAAACUGAUCAAGGAUCUUGCCACCAUUGACGAGGCCCUUACCAGCACUCUCCACCCUCGCAAGUGCAAGUACAUUUUUGAAGGACUGGGACCUCUCAUUGCCAACAUAUUGAUGAGUUCUGUGGUACACAUUCGGCGUAUUAAUGAGAAUGGCAUCAAGAAGAUGUGCCGCAACAUCUUCAGUAUACAACAGCAGCUGACCAACAUAACAAUGACACGAGAGUUGGCCCUGGAUCAGGCCCGCCAAUACUACGAGAUGCUUUACCAUCCCCAGGAUGAGAUCCUCAAUGUGCUGAUGAACCGUGGGAAGCAGUUCUCCGAGUUAGAGUACUUAAAUGCCUUGCAGCUUUUGCACCGUUCCUCACCAGGCUCAUCUCAGGAAACUCUUCAAGCCAGUUUGCAAAAACUCUCUGAAAUUUUUGGGGAGAUUGGGGUAACAGUGUAGUGCUCCUCUCUGAAGAAUGUAAAUAUCUGUUACUUAUGUAUUAUAUAUUGCCCUUUUUGUAAACUGGAGGGCAAGUUGGUGCUACAGAUGUCACUGGAUAUCCUCCUGAUUUUCCUCAUGUGACUAGGUGCGUGCAUCAUAUAUAUGUAGGCAAGUUAUUUAUGUUGAUGCUUGAUGUUAAGGCAAAAGGCUUAUGCCACAGCUGCUGCCUGUCAUGCUCACAAGGCUCCUAUCUGCUAAGUAUGACCAUCUGUGAUACCAUGAAUCCUCUUGUGGGAAAUCUUAUGAUCUGUCACAAACCUAGUUUUUAGUGUAGGAAAUGUGAGGUGGUUAGUUUGGGUGACUUUAGGAAAAUGUGGUACGAGAUAAGACAAUAGGCAUCAUUGUAAGGAACUACACUCCAAUAAGCAAGUACCAUAAGGUCAUAAUUUCAUGUCCUAAAAUUAGUUUGUGCAUUUUGUUCAUUAUUUAAUUUCAUACAUGAAGCAAGCAGUAAAGUUCAUCUCAUUAUAAGUAGUAUAUUAAUUUCUCAUUCAUCAACUAUGUAUAGUUCUGAAAUAGAAACUGUAGUAAGAAGAGUUUUAUCUAGAAAAAAAAAAAAUCGUUGGGAUCCAUGUAAUUUAUGUAUUCUGAACUGAUAUUUGACUGCAAAAUCAUUUUUUUUUUUUUUUUUAAAUCUUUGCAUACAUGUGGCUAUGGUAACAGCAAAAAAAGUAGAUUCCAUUGGAAACAAAUUUGCCAUAUUGAAAGCUUAUGAGAAAAGUUUGUCCUGUGAUUGUCAAUAUGAGUGUUCCUGACCUAAAGAGGAGUACAGAUUGGAAUAAUUAUGGUCUUGAAAUAAUAGCUGAUCUGUGUUCAGUUAAUUCAUGGUAAGACAAAUUGACUAAUAUGCUGACCAAAUGGGAUAAUUCCAUGUUACUGAUUUCACAUUAAAGUUAUAGUAAGCCGAGGUACUAAAAAAUGCAUAACAGUAUAAGCAUUAGUCCUUUGAAUUUUACAUAAAUGCUUAAAAUUUAAUACCAACCCUUCCUUGAUCCAGCACUGUAUCCUAGAUAAGGUAGUCUUUGUGGAAAGAAACCUGAUAGCUUUCAAUCCAAAAGCAGCACUGAAUAGUUUACAUUUGAAUUAUCUUCAUAUUCCUUUCAUGGGGAAAAUACAAGAUCAUAGUGUCUCAAAUAUAAUGUAUAUAUUUCUAUCUGUUACCUUCUUUCAAUUUAUGAAAUUAUGAAAAAAAAAACAAGCACUCAGAACUUUUGUAAACAAUCUUUGUUAAUUGUUCUUCCCGUAUUCAAUACAUCAUUUGAAGAUUCACCAAAUUAAUUACAGUGGUAAAUCAGUAUAUGCCCUUUAUCCAUUCUAGAUUCUUGAACUUUUAACACAAUAAAAGGGGGAAAUGAUUAAUCUAUUCCCAUGAAAAAAUCCUAUUGUUAUGUACAGUACAUUGAUGGGAUUCUAAAGAAAAAUAAAUGCAUACUGCUUGAUACUAGCACAUACACCAUAUCUGAUGGUAUUUAAGAUACACCCCAUUUCAGCAAGGCAUUUAUUUAUUUAUUUUUUUUUUUUUUUCAAUGUAUUUAACCAUAUAUUUAAAGCAAGCUGGUGAUAAGUCUAAACAAAAAAACAUGUUAUCACAAUAAUGAGAAUAUUCUAUGUGAUUACAGUUAUAAACUAGAAGUUGUGGCCCACUCGUGGAGGUGAGGGAAAAAAAAAAAAAAAAAAAAAAAAUAGCCCCAGCUGUUGAAAUGUCAACUUGAUGCAUUGCUGAACAAGACCAAUUUCAUUUCCAGCAUUUUCUUACAUCUUAUUGUGGUUACAAAAAUGACAUAGCACCCUUGCCUGAUUUGGCACUGUAAAUCUUUGGAUGUAUGGAUGAAAUUUAAAAGAUACUGUGGGAGGGCUCUCAUCCACAUAUAUGACAUAGGGUAAUUUUUUUAGGCAAUUUAAUGAAAAUGUGUCUUAUUCCAUCAAGUAUGUCAUAUAAAAGGAAUUAGAUGAAAUAUAGAAAUUUAACCUCUACCUACUGAAAAGAACAGAGUUCUGGGCAACCAUGACUUGUCUCGAGAGGCAAUUCAGGGAAGCAUGCAGUGUUGCGACUCAUUUUGACUCAUAAAAGUUCUAGCAAACGAGUUUUAUUCCAAACAAAAGUUGUAUACCAAGUAAAUAUUUUAACAUCUAAACAGUACAUAUACCAAGCAAGACUUAUUCCAAAGCAGACAUAUACGGAGAUACUGUACCCCUCUAUAUCCAUUUAAAUUCUUAAAUUUUUCCCCACCAACAUUUGAUAUUAAAUAAUUUUGAUUUUCAGUGAUUCCUAAACUGUACCUGUAAGUGGAGUAGGAGUAGUUACCAUACAUGGGAUGCAGAAAGUGUGGAUUCACAGAGUUUAGAAGGAACUAUAAGAGGUCAGUUACCUUCACGGUACAUUUACCCUUCUUUCCUCUCAAUCCAGUAUCCACAAGCGACUCCUUGUUACUAGAAAAACUAGGAGCUCACUGUUGAGGCGAUGGGUGUGGCACUGGACCAAUCACACUUUUACCUGUGAUGUAAGAAAUAGUUUGUUACCUAUAUUUCCUAGACAAAAGAAAAUGUUAAUAAAGACAGAGUAUAU
Molecule: messenger RNA, 5611 nt
Organism: Portunus trituberculatus (swimming crab)
Lineage: Eukaryota; Metazoa; Arthropoda; Malacostraca; Decapoda; Portunidae
Gene: Sec8
Product: exocyst complex component 4-like
Exons: 19
Coding region: 22-3003 (993 amino acids)
Biological process (GO): exocytosis; chemical synaptic transmission; Golgi to plasma membrane transport
Cellular component (GO): growth cone membrane; exocyst; synapse
Source: RefSeq, a predicted model, not a curated record